AGCUCGGAACACUGGGGAGAUCACAGUUUUGGUGUCAUGUGACAGGAGGAGUGCAGAGUUUACUUUACUGUGCCAGGGGAUCAGCACUGUUAUAGCUUUAAAUAUUAUGCUGAUUUGACCAUGCAUGUGACUAAAGACUCUGUAUGCCGGUUAUUUUAAUGAGCUUCCCUUCUGUUAGGACCUGUUCGGACUGCAUAUGGAGUGCACGGGUUCAAACACGGUCAACUUACCCCUUUAUGCGUCUCCGCUUGUGGGGGAAAUUACCUUCGGCUCCGCGUGGGAAGAAAACACAGACAGAGUAAGUUGCAUUUCUCAGAUUGGGAAGUCACUGCCAACUGACAGCGAGAUGCCUCACGUGUCACGUGUCGCCCCUGUGACGUCACCCACGUCCGCUUCCCAGCGCGUGAAUCUGCCCGGUGUUAUGGACGCAGAGGGGAGAGUGGACGAGACCAGACUGCGGAUGUACAUAUUUAAAAAUGGUGGUGUUAACCCGGAAGAGCGAGGCCUGGUAUGGCGCUUCUUGUUUGGAAUGUAUCCUUGUAGCUCUACAACUCUGGAGCGCACCCUGCUGCUGGAAGAGAUGUCAGUACGUUACCAUGUUAUGAAGAAGAAGUGGCAACAUCUGCUUCCUGGAGCUGUUCGUCUGUGCCUUAAUGGCACUGAUGCUGAGCUGGUGGCAGCAGUUCAGUAUUUUGAGAAGAGACAAGAGAGAGUAAGAGAAACACAUCAGUACCAGUACAAGUCGAAAGAGGUCAAAGAAAGAAUUUCCUUCCUAGAGCUUCAGGCACAGGUCCUGUUUGAACGGGUGACUUUUGACCUGGAAGAACUUCAAGAGGCAAUACGCAUCAUUGACAAAGAUGUUCCGAGAACUGAUAGAGUUCUGGCCUACUACACGGAUGAAGGCCUGGGUAAUCUUCUGGUGCUGAGAGAUAUUCUGAUCACAUAUGCUGCUUUCCACCCAGAUGUCAGUUAUGCCCAGGGUAUGAAUGAUCUGUGCAGUCGGUUCCUGGAGGUCCUAGACUCAGAGGUGGACACAUACUGGAGCUUUUGCUGUUAUAUGGAAAAAUUUUCGCGAGACUUCUGUGCUGAUGGACUGUAUCGUAAAAUUGAAUUAGAGGCAGCUCUGCUAAAGGAGUUGGACCCUCAUCUUCAUGCUCAUCUUGUAACCGACAAUACAGACAGACUGACAUUCUGUCACAGGUGGCUGCUGCUGGGUUUCCAGCGCGAGUUUGAACAUGGUGAUGCUCUCCGGUUGUUUGAGAUUCUCAGUUGUGAUCAUCUGGAGCUAAUUUCCCAGCAGGUGGAUCGGGCACUCUAUCAGGAGAGACUGGCCUACAAACACAGACUUUAUGAUGAACCGGUAACAGAACCUCCAUCUGUUAACAGAGAGUUCACAUUUGAACUCUUCAUCUGUGCCACCAUUCUGCUGGAGAACAGAGAUUCACUGCUCAGCUGCAGAAAUGAGGUCCAGCUAUUGCAAUUCACAAACAGCCUGCAGGGGACUCUGGAUUUGAACAGCAGUCUGAAGAAAGCUGAGGAGCUUUUCUACAACUAUUGUAAACGUUCAGCCAAGGAUUGUCUCAGUGAUCGCUACCAAAAACACAAGAGCAAAGAGGAGCCUUUCCUGUACCUGCUGCGCAACCUGUUCUCCUGAGCUAAAGACUUUCUGGAUAUUUCUGGAUGAUAUGUCUAAAUUCAGAUGACUGAUAAGUAAAAGGUUGUUUUUUAUGUUUUAUCAUAUUCUGGGCAAUUCUGAGGAAAGAAGUUUGUUGUACUCCACAAAAAAUGUUCACAUGGCUUUAGACUAAUUAGAAUAAUGCUGCUUACAUAACUGACUGGUUUAUGGAGAUGCUGAUUGUUCAUGUUUUCUGUACUAUAAGGAAUAUUUAAAUGAACAGCUCAUUUUCUUGUUGAAAAUGUGUAUGCAUUAGUCCAAAAAAGUGACCCCUAAUCCCUGUCCUGGUUAGUCCCCAGAAUUAAAUGAACACAUACAGUUAAUUUAACACUGGAAUUUAACUGUGACUAGCAGAGCAUUCAGUAUGCUCUAACACAUUACACAUUAGGGCACACAAAACAAAAAAGACUUUUAUGGUCCAAACACUAAAGACCUGGUGUGUAUAAUGUAAGAAAAAUAAUUUGUGAUUACAAAUAUUCUGUUAUUAAGGUUUGUAUUUUACAAAUUGUUAACUAGCUAUUUAAAGUUGUCAGUGAAAUCUAAUUAAAUGGAGCAUUUGAUCAGUUUCUAGAUAGGGGACUACUGGACAAAAUCACACUAACCUGGAUAAACUUUGGAUAAACUUUUUACAUUUAUUUAUUUAUUUAUUUAUUUGUUACUAAAAUAGCACAGAGUUUAAUAUAAAUUUGAAUAGCAAAAUUUUAAUAUUCAAUUGAUUAAUGAAAAAUCUUUUUUAAAAAUAAGGUCAUGUUGAGUGUUACUCUUGUAAAGGCAUUUUGUUUUCUUUAUUAUCGUAUACUGCGUAUAACAGUAAUUUUAAAAACAGAUGUCUGUAUUACUAUAAAAAAUGUCAUAUGAUAUAUGAUCAUGUCCAUAUAUGCUGCUGAUUAAUAGAACAUCCAUUGCUAAAUAUAAAAUGUAUUCUAUUUGUUUUAUGAUUGUUUUGAAGAAUAUAUGCUAUACAGAUUUGAUGUGAAGGUUUUUGCCAGACCCCUCUGGCUAUAUUAGAGUUUGGUACUGAAAAUAUACAGCUGCUUGACUUCUAAGUUAGAUUAGAUCAGUAUCCAAUAAUAGAAACAUUUGUACAUUGAGCUGAUGUUGUACUCAUGUGUAAGUUGACCACUGCACUGCUCCUUCUAGAAAAGCCUCUGUGACGAAUCACAGUCAAUAGUUAGCAAUGCUCAAGUGUCAGUGUGUCAGAAAUGGACACCCACUGGGACUUUGUCUUAUUUUGGAAGGUGUGUCCUGCUAAUGCAAACUACAGCUCAACUUGACAUCAAGGAAAUUGGAAAAUUCUCAAAUGUUCUGGAAGGAUCUUUUUUUAAAAUAAUAUCCAAAACAUACAUUAUUGUACACAAAGGGUUUUUGUGUGACUGUGCUGUUGGUGUUGUGAGGGAAUGGGGAACUAUUUGUGAUUUAUUUUAAGAUUGCUGUGGUUUUCAAGUAACCUUGUGAGUCAUGUGAGUCAAGGAAUCAUUGAACAGAGUCCUCUUAGUGUAAGCUGCUCUGCUUUUCUGUUCUGGAAUUAAUAAACUGUUUGUGUAAUGUAAUAUUUAUUUUA
Molecule: messenger RNA, 3236 nt
Organism: Tachysurus vachellii
Lineage: Eukaryota; Metazoa; Chordata; Actinopteri; Siluriformes; Bagridae
Product: TBC1 domain family member 15
Exons: 10
Coding region: 197-1654 (485 amino acids)
Biological process (GO): activation of GTPase activity
Molecular function (GO): GTPase activator activity
Source: RefSeq, a predicted model, not a curated record